Messenger RNA from Dermacentor albipictus, 2454 nucleotides. RefSeq names its product kelch-like protein 10. The record is from RefSeq and is a predicted model, not a curated record. NCBI's taxonomy places the organism in Eukaryota, Metazoa, Arthropoda, Arachnida, Ixodida, Ixodidae. Gene Ontology annotation, molecular function: protein binding.
AGGAGCAAGCAAGCUACCGUUCGCGCGCUCACUGGCCUGAGCCCCACCGCGGCUCUCGCAUGCAGCGGUCACCUCGAGACACCGAAAACCACGACUAAAUUUCCGUCUACGCCGCCGCCGCGAUUAAAUUCUCGCGUCGCAAACCGCAGCGACCGACGCGAGACCUUGCCUACUGCAUUGGCUUCGCCGCUGUUCCCUUUCGAGCCCGUCGCGAUCUGCCGGUCAGUACAGACCAGGUGCAAGAGCAGACCUAUCCCGGUGACUUCCGAAGAGAGGUGCGGCCGGAUGCGAUUCGUCGAGUCAUGAGCGAUGUUGUCCUCACCUCGCUGGCCACCCUGCGGACCUCCGAUGGCGGAUGCGUCGCGGUCUUCAAGGACACGCUCAGUGCCUGCAGCGAGUACUUCGAGUCGCUCUUCAACGGGCCGCUAUCCAAGGCGAGCCAAGGCGACUUCCUCAUCCCCGGGGUGACGAAGGAAGAACUGCAGGCCAUCGUUGCGUACGCCAGCGCGGGAGACGUGGCGAUCACGGCCGACAACGUCGCACAACUGACCGUCGCGGCGGAUCAGUUGCUCGUCGAUGGGCUGCUCAGCGAGUGCUGCGCGUUCAUGUCGCGCAACGUGGACCUGGACAACUGCGUCAGGGUCCUGGAGAUGGCGCGCUUCUUUCACCUCGAACCGCUGCGCAAGCUGGCGCUCCGCUUCCUGCUCGACAACUUCGAGCGGGUGUACUCGGAAAAUUGCGACUUCCGCAGUCUGAGCCUACAGAACUUGGUUGACCUGCUCGCGUCGGACGAACUCAAGGUACGCCGCGAGGAGACCGUUUGGGAAGCGACCGUGUUUUGGAUAAAGUCCGAUCCCGAGGAACGCUACGCGUGUCUGGACAAGCUGCUGCCACACAUCCGUUUCUGCCUCAUGAAGGACAGCUACCUGAGAAAGGUGGUCAUGCGCAAUCCUUUCAUCUCCAAGAACACGUUCUGCAAGACGAUCGUCAAGCGGUGCUACACAAUUCAGCAGUCGGGACGCGACGCGUGCCUCUUAAAUCCCACCCACAGCAUGUUCGUGCAGCGGGUGCCUGCCGAGAUCAUGUUCGUGUACGGCGGCAUACACCGCGGCUACAAGAGCAAUACCUGGGAGGUGUACGACUACAAGACCAACGAGUGGAACACUGUGCAGACUGACUUCAGGCAGGACCUGGUCUUCGGCCUGCAGUGCGUCUCGGUGGGUCACAGAAUCUACGUCAUGGGCGCUGACAUCGCGAGGCUGUGUCCGUUUUGUUACUGCUUCGACGCAGCCGCCGUGAAGUGGUCGGCCAUAACGCCAAUGAGGCAAUUGCGGGCCUUCUUCGGUAUAGCUGUCCUCGACGACCGCGUGUACUGCAUCGGCGGUUCGCCCAACGGCAUCGUUACGCUGGACACCGCCGAGGAAUACGACACCGCCACGGACACUUGGCGUACCGCAAGCCGCAUGAACCAUCCUCGGCUCGGCGCCGGGGCGGCCUCUUGCGCGGGCCGCGUCUACAUCGUUGGCGGCAUGUCUACGGAGAAGCUUCUUCGUUCGGCCGAAGCGUACGAUCCCGAGACUGACAGGUGGACGAUCGUAGCGCCGAUGAAGACCGAGCGGCUUUUCCACGGUCUUGUAUCCUACAGGAACAAAAUCUACGUCAUUGGCGGACUCUCGAGAAAGUCGAGCGUGUGUGAGGUCUACGACCCUAAACGUGGCAAGUGGUCCAAAGGCUCCAAGACCAAGACCUUCACGGACAAGGUCGUCGCCGUGGUUUUGGACGACAAAAUCUACGCGAUCGGCGAAGCCAACCAGAAGGACUACAAGCGCUGUCUCGAGUACUUCUCGGGUGAUGACCAGAAAUGGCACUCCAUUCCGGGCUACGCGCCGCCGCGCUGGUUCUACACAGCCUGCGUGAUCAGGAACCUGCCCAACGCUAUGGACUAUAUCAACAGGCCCAAGGAAAUGGACUACAAGUGUGCUUGCGCAGUGCUGUAAGGGUUUCCCGAAACGAAACUUCAAGCUAUCUAGAUUUUUUUUUGUGGAUACCUGAUUUCUUUUUGUUGUGAUGUAGCGGAAGAGAAGGACAGGCAUUUUGCUACUCAAUAUCCUUGUGCUUAUUUCAAGAGCUUUCAUAAUUGUGAGAACGGAGACCAGAACGGUUCUCACCGGUUUCAACACAUAAUCGACAGUGUAAAUAUUGUGCGGGACAGACACACUGGAUACCUUGACUGCUCACUUUUGUUCUUCAUUGAUGUCUGGGGUGCAGUUAGCUUCGUUUGAGACCAGCUACUUCGCGUGUCAACUGCGUGUCUUGUGAUGCCAAGACCGCAUUAAAGAUUUUCACACUCAAAAGAAAGAAACGGUCAUUAUUUUUUUUGUCUGGACAUUGCAGAGCUUGUGGGAUGCACGCAGCUGAAGGGCCACAAAAUAAAAUUUCAUUUGGUUAUUGGGC